Messenger RNA from Fusarium coffeatum, 1599 nucleotides. RefSeq lists its product as uncharacterized. The record is from RefSeq and is a predicted model, not a curated record. Bases 1 to 1599 code for a protein of 532 amino acids. NCBI's taxonomy places the organism in Eukaryota, Fungi, Ascomycota, Sordariomycetes, Hypocreales, Nectriaceae. Gene Ontology annotation, molecular function: protein binding; asparaginase activity. The transcript has 2 exons.
AUGAGCAGAGAAGGCUCACCCCCUCCAUCCACUGUGGUGGUCCCCGAGACCAGUUACCCAGAAUCUCGGGUCUUGAUCAUCGGUACUGGUGGAACAAUCUGUAUGCAACAAGGUCCAGAUGGUCUUCAGCCUACCGACAACUUCUUGGAGAAUGCAAUGGCUCCUCGUCCAUCAUUCAAUGACUUCUCAAACCCUGGCACACUCCCCGCUGUUCGUGAUGGAGAAAAGAUCCAGAUUGACAGUCUUCGCACUCCUGCUACAGCAUACAACCGUCAUGUCCGCUACGGUAUUAUCGAGUUCAGUCCUCUGCUUGACUCGAGCUCUAUCUCUGCACACGACUGGGAUGCUAUGGCUUCGUGUGUUGAAGAGAAUUACCACUUAUUCGAUGGUUUCGUCAUUCUCCACGGAACAGACUCUCUCGCUUACACGGCCUCUGCACUCUCUUUCAUGAUGGAGAACUUGGGAAAGCCUGUUAUUCUCACCGGAUCUCAAGCGCCCAUCUUUGCUCUUCAAUCCGAUGGUGUGGAUAAUCUUCUCGGCUCACUUAUCAUCGCUGGAACAUUCACUAUCCCCGAAGUCUGCCUCUUCUUCCACCACCGUUUGUACCGCGGUAACCGCAGUGCAAAGGUUUCUGCGACUGAGUUCGAGGCGUUCGCCAGUCCUAACAGCGAACCCAUCGCCAAGGUCAAUGGCCUUGGUAUCAGUGUCAAUUGGCCUCUUGUCCUUCGCCCUACCUCGAUCGCCAAGUUCCAUGUUACAAAGGGUCUUGACACUACUCACGUCGCCUGUUUGCGUGUGUUCCCUGGUAUCAAGCCCGAGAUGAUUGACGCCGUUCUUCAUCUGCCCGAUAUUCGUGGUCUGAUUCUCGAGACAUUUGGAAUGGGUAACAUCCCUGGUGGCGCCGAUGGUCGUCUUACACAGAUCAUCAAGGCUGCCGUCGAACGAGGCAUUGUCGUUGUCAACGUCAGUCAAUGUGUUAACGGGUUUGUUUCUCCUGUAUAUGCUCCAGGCACAGUUCUUGGCCGUGCAGGUGUCAUCUUCGGUCUCGAUCUCACUGCCGAGGCAGCUCUUACCAAAGUAUCAUACCUCCUCGCCAAACCCGAUCUAUCAACCAAAGAAAUUCAGGAGCAGCUCUCUCGGUCACUACGCGGAGAGAUGACAGAGAUUGCCCACCAGAGCUUCUCCCACCCCUCAGGCACACUCGACUUCGCCGCAUCUCACCUUACCCCAAGCGAAACAGCUUUCUCCGCACUCGGAUAUGCCAUCGAGAACGGCGAGCUCAAACUCGUCAAAGAGCUUCUGAAGGGCGAAGGCGCGCAGUUGCUUAAGCAAAAGGACUACGCGGGCAACACUGCAGUGCAUCUUGCGGCAGUGGCUGGCAACACCGAGAUCCUUCUGGAGCUGUUGCAACAGGGCGCAAGUGUGCACGAACGUAACAAGGCGAACCACUCGCCUCUAUUUGUCGCUGUCAAGUCAGGCCAAGAACCUUGUGCGCAGCUGCUGCGCAUUGCAGGCGCGCACUUGGCGGUGGAGGAGAGAGAGACGAUGCCUGGGUACGUGACACCCAAGUACAGCCACUUUGGCAAGCAUGGCCUGUGA